CAGAGCUGCAGAUCAGCUGUGAAGAGGAAGCCUCAUCGCCAACAUGAACUUCUCCGGCAAGUACCAGCUGCAGAGCCAGGAAAACUUUGAGGCUUUCAUGAAGGCAAUUGGUAUGCCCGAUGAAGUCAUCCAGAAGGGGAAGGACAUCAAGGGGGUGUCAGAAGUUGUGCAAAAUGGCAAGCACUUCAAGCUCACUGUCACCACCGGGUCCAAAGUGAUCUACAACGAGUUCACCUUGGGGGAGGAGAGUGAGUUUGAGUUCAUAAAUGGGGAGAAGAUCAAGGCAGUGGUUCAGCUGGAAGGUGAUAACAAACUGGUGUCAACUUUCAAAGGUAUCAAGUCCACGACCGAACUCAAUGGCGACAUAAUCACCCAUACUAUGGCAUUGGGCGACAUUGUCUUGAAGAGAAUCAGCAAGAGAAUCUAAACCAGUCUGCAUUUCACAUUCUUUUACUAUGUAAAAUUAAUGUAAUAAAGUGAACGUUGUUUU
This is a messenger RNA of Talpa occidentalis (Iberian mole), 490 nucleotides long. It is a transcript of the gene FABP1, whose product is annotated as fatty acid binding protein 1. Gene Ontology annotation, cellular component: nucleus; cytosol. The record is from RefSeq and is a predicted model, not a curated record. Lineage: Eukaryota; Metazoa; Chordata; Mammalia; Eulipotyphla; Talpidae. Gene Ontology annotation, molecular function: fatty acid binding. Gene Ontology annotation, biological process: fatty acid transport. Bases 44 to 427 code for a protein of 127 amino acids. The transcript is spliced from 4 exons.